Messenger RNA from Linum trigynum, 4634 nucleotides. The record is from the annotation of a GenBank genome assembly. NCBI's taxonomy places the organism in Eukaryota, Viridiplantae, Streptophyta, Magnoliopsida, Malpighiales, Linaceae.
AGUAAAAAAUAAUUGAAUGUCAAAUGUUUAUUUUCUCUCUUUUCAUAUAUUUUUUUUAUCGAUGAAAUAUUAUUAUUUAUGUGAUUGGCAGUUUACAUAUCAGUACCUAUAUUAUUACAGCUUACCAUAUUGGUUUUAUUAUCCAAAAUCCAAAUGACUUAAUUGGCCGUUUACAUAUCAGUACCUAUAUUAUUACAGCUUCCCAUAUUGGUUCCUAUGCAAAUGUCUAUGAUCCUGUUGCAUCUGUUCAACAGGGUCCUUAUCAUAGUCUUAUCAUAUUAUGAUACCUAACAUGCAUGCAACCACAUUUUGUGAUGGAAUUGGUGAAGAAAAUUUAGAUGUAUUGAAUUGAUUGAUUGCAUUGAUACAGAAGCUCGUAAGCCUUAUAUAAAAGAAAGAGAGAGAAAAAAAACCUCUCAAAAAGCAAGAGGUCGUUUUGAAGGAGUAUUUGUUGAGUUAUUCUAGUUGAAAUAACUCAGAAUCAAUUAUUUAGAUCUAAAUAACUAGUUUGCCACAUUCUACUUAGAUGAGCGAUUUGGAAUAACUCCUACCCCUAUUUUAUUUCGAAAUAACUCAUUUUACCCUUAAGUUAUUGCAAAUAUCAAAUGUGAAUGGUUUGUCCAAACAAGAUGCUUUAAUCCUAACCAUCGAAAUAGUAGGUGAACAACCCCUGUGGUUUAGUAGGCUCCGCUGUCGCUCAAGCGGCACGUGGGGCUGAGGUUCCCUGGGUUAUCAAAUAAAAAAAAUAGUAGGUGAACAAUGAAUGAAUUAUUUUAGGGAUGGCAAAAAUAUCCGUAACCGUGGAUAUCCGCGCGAACCCGACCUAAUCGGGUAGGGUAAAACCCGAACCCGAAGGACAUUUAGUGGGUACGGGUAAAACCCGAACCCGAAUAUUGCGGGUAAUGGGUGAGCAUGGGUUUCUCAGUAUCCAACCCGAACCCGCCCGAUUAUACACAUACAUAUGUAUUUUGUCUAGAAAUAGUCAUUAUUUUUCUCUAACAUAUUUUAUAUUUAGCAUAUAAAUAUAAUAUUUUCAUGAAAUUGUGUUGUUUUAAUUAAUUUUCUUCAUUCUAGUGAAUUAUUGUCAUACUUUUCCUCUUGCGUAAUGUGAGAAUACGUGUGAAUGUUAAUAUAUUAGUUGGAGUUAUGAAGAGAAAUCAUUACCCAUGGAUAACCGUGGAUACCCGAAACCCGAACGGGUAUGGGCAUGGUUUUAAUUUUCUACCCGUUUCAUAUGUGGGUAUGGAUAUGGGUAGAACCCGAACUACUUUGGGUAGGGUAACGGAUAUGCACUAUGCGUCCCCAACCCGACCCAUUGCCAUCCCUAAAUUAUUUGCCUAUACAAAUAUAUAUAUUGAAUAUAUAGUGUCAACAUUUAUAUUCAGCAUUUAGUAUUAGUAAAUACUCAACCUACUUAUCUACCAGGCAGGCUAGAGCCAUCAAUGCUUCUACAGCCAGCCUAAUCGGAAGAAGAAGGAUGGCCGCCCGGACCCCAUUCUAUUUAUUACUUAUUAGCAUCACAGCAAGCAACUUUCAAGUUUCAACCAAAAGAUUAUCACGAGGAACAAAAUACAACACGUACGUAUGCAUAUGUAGUAGGGCUGGCUAUUUGGUUUUACUCGAAACCGAAUCGUAUAGCUCGGACCGAGAUCGGAUAGCAAACAAUUCAAUUCAAUCCAAUCUUCGGGCUUAGAUUUGAGAUAAAAAAAUCGUUUGGUACCGGAUCGAAAAUCGGAUAAGAGAGUCCAACACCCAAAACUUAACCAACUCCUCACCCUUUGAGUUUGUCGGCCACUCAAACCCCCACAAGCUCAAUCUAUAAUCAAGACCGAAUUGGUAUCAGACUGGGUCAAGACCGGACCUGAUCAAUACCAGACUGUAUCAAAUCCAAUCUUUGGUCCUUAUAUUCCUGAAAAGACCGGACUAGGACCGGAUCAAUUCGAGCCAAUUUAACCGGAUCGGAUCGUAUAACCACCCCUAAUAUGCUGUAUGAUAACCAUCGGUACACUACAAGAGUACAGUCAAACUUUAAGUGAUCUUGUUGCUAGAUGUAAUUCAAAGUUUCAAACUACACCACCUAUAUAUAUAUAUGUAUAUCAAGCAGCCUAGGACUUCCACCAUCUCAUUAUCUCCAACUCCUCCUUUUUCUUUCUUUCCACAAGAAACCCUAGGGGGGAAAAAAAAUGAGCCAACAACUUGAUGAUUUGCUAGGGAACAUCACUGGCGACGAGCUCCUCGAAGCUCAGGCUCGCGCCUGGAACUACAGCUUCAACUACAUCGUCUCCAUGGCGCUGAAAUGCGCCGUCGAGCUCGGCGUCCCCGACGCCGUCUCAAAGUCACCGGAGCAACCCAUCUCACUCACCAACCUCGCCACCUCCCUGCCGCUCCACCCUUCCAAAAACGACGCCCUACGCCGCCUCAUGCGCCCCCUCGUCCACGCCGGCUUCUUCACACUACAUAAUCGUGAAGUCAAAGGCGAAGGGAAAGAAGGAGGAGGAGAAGGAGAAGAUCAUUACUCCCUCACCACCGCCGGGAAGCUGUACCUCCGCGGCGGCUUCGGGCCGUCGUACCUCGACCUCCACCUCGACCCCACCACGAUGACGUCGUGGGGGAUGCUGAGCGCGUGGUUCCUCUACAGCGCCGACGCCGUCCCCUUCGAGGCGGGCCACGACGGCGCGUCGUUUUGGGAGUGCUUGGAGAAGGACCCCGUACAGAAGAAGUCUUUCCACGACUCCAUGGCCGCCGACUCCGUGCUGGUGGCCGGAGUUCUGGUGGCGGAGUGCAGGGAGGUGUUCGACGGGGUGGAGUCGCUGGUGGACGUCGGCGGCGGGACCGGAACCAUGGCCGUCGCUAUUGCCAGGUCGUUCCCUAAGAUGGAGUGCACCGUUUUCGAUCUCCCCCAAGUGGUUGCUAACGUGAAGAAGGAGGAGGAGAGUGGUGUGGAGAAUUUUCGUGUUGUUGGAGGGAACAUGUUUGAUGGAAUUCCCCCUGCUGAUGCCGUCCUCCUCAAGACGAUCCUUCACGAUUGGGACGACGAGAAAUGCUUGGAGAUUCUGAAAUCCUGUCGGGAGGCGGUCUCCGGCCGGGACGGGAAGAAGAAGAAAGGGAAGGUGAUCAUUAUAGAUAUGGUGGUCGGAAACAUGGAUGUUGUCGGGAACCGGGAGAUGUACCAGUCGCAGUUCAGCUUCGAUCUGCUGAUGUUUGCUACUUUCAACGGCAAGGAGCGAGACGAGAAGGAGUGGCGGAGCCUGUUUCUAGCGGCUGGUUUCACCGGCGGCUAUAAGAUCAUUCGUUCACUGGGCCCGAGAUCGCUUAUCGAAGCCUAUCCUUAAACUAACGUAUGCAUGGCCCUUUUCGUCGGCUAAGUGGUCGGAUCGACGUCGUUUUUGAGCUCUGAAGUUAUCUUCUUCACUAUCUCGUCGUCUGUGUUUCACCAUCUGCAGUUAUCAAAGUGUUACUCUUAUGUGUGGUUAGCGGCUUGGAGUACUUCCAAUUCAUCAACCUUGUUUUACCUUAAGAGUUGGGCCGUGCUUAAUUUUGUCGGUUGUUUUACCUAAAUGUCGUGUUCGUUCAAUUUAUUAUUAUUUUGCUCGACCAGAAUUUUGGUCCGGAUCACGAUUUGAAUCGUCUCGUGCCUACUCAUUUCUGACAAUCAUGCACCGAUGAACAGAACUCUCUUCAAUUAUCUGUCUCCAGAAGCGCUUUGACCUAACGCGGCUUAGUUGGGGUUGAGGGCAAUCACGUACAAUUGCUCAUUUCUAACAAUCACAAUUAUAAAUAGUCAAUCUAUUUUUUUUUCCUGUUUAUAAACACCUCAUUUCCAUUUAUUACCAUCCAAAUGGAUGGUCCUAGUUAUCAUCUACAACCGUUCAUUUACACAACAAAAAAUUUUCGUUUUCUAAAUUUUUCUCGAAAUGGUUCUAAAUUUUUUCCUAUAAAUGGACCUCGUCAAUACUCUUAGUAAACAAAUCAUCCAUUUUCAAAACUUUUUUUUUCUAUUUAAAAAUCCAUAAGGAAAAAAAAGGGUUUUGACACUUCCUAUCGCCCAUCUUCGGCCUCUCUUUCAUCUCUCUUUCUCAGUCGGAAAAUCCAGAAGAGAAAGAGAGAUCUAUUAACAGCCUCUCUGACGACACACACAUAUAUAUAUAUCCAUAUUCAUUGAUCACCAUUUCGAAAAAAGGAAGAUUUUGUUAAUUACAUUGUUGGUGAAAUCAAUCAAGUUAAGAUGGCAAAGGAGAUGAUGAGAAGCAUGAAGAAGCCAUUGAUGGAGGUUGCACCAUCUCUACUUGGCUUUCAAUUGAGACCUUCAUCUUCCAACAAUAGUUCUCCCAAGCUGGAGACGAUACGAGAAGAGAGAGCAGAAGAUCACGAGGAAGGCGAAACUAAUUGAUUUCUUUCUUAAUAUUACUAUAAUUAUGUGUUUUUUACUUUUUUUCCAUGGUAUAGGUAAGGUGUUUCAGCCGCCCUUGGUUAUUUUUCCUCUUGUUUUUACAAAAUGAAACCGAGAGAUCGUAUAUUCAAGUGUUGGAUUAACAAUAUACUAAAUCUAGUUAUGUAUAAACGUGUGUAUAUGUUUACGUGAUCUAUUUGUAUGAAUGUAUCUUAAGUAAAUUCAAUGAAAUGACUAUUUUUGG